AUGGCUUGUUAUGCUAAUUUUGAUAUCGCUGCUGAUUGCCAUUUUCGCUUGCUGCCAUUUAAUUCAUAUAAAUUGAUCUUGAUUAGUGCUGAUUUGAUUUUAUAUCUUUGUAUAGAGACAACAGUGAAGAAAACACGAGGACCUACACAAUGCUUGAAGAUUCAUGCAAGACAGUUGGAAGAUAGAGAACAAAUUACUCUAGAUAGUGAAGGAGAGGCAAUUGGUCCUACUGAUGAAGCUGUAAACAACUUGAGCAAAUUUUUGGGCACAGUGGCAAGGAAUUCAGAUUUUUGUCCAUUAAUUUACACAAAUUGGAAGGGGAUUAAAGAUAAAGAAGCCAUUUGGGAAUAUGUUCAAGCUAAAUUCAUUAUUCCAACUGAAGGAAAGAGGAUGGUCCUUGCUCAUAUCAAUGACAACUGGAGAAGGCUGCUUCUAAGGAAAAUAAUGAACCACCUACUCAAGCAGAAAUGUUUGUUGAGACUCGCCAAAGCACAAAGGGAAAAUCAUUGGAUGAAGACACUCUGGAUGUUAUUCUCAGGAGUGGACCUUGACAUGUUAGCUGCUCAAUUAGGAAGCACUUUAGGGAAUCCGAACAAUAAUGAUGCGCAUGAAGAGGAAAACUAUGUUGAAGGGGAAAUCGAACUUGAUUAA
Molecule: messenger RNA, 651 nt
Organism: Arachis duranensis
Lineage: Eukaryota; Viridiplantae; Streptophyta; Magnoliopsida; Fabales; Fabaceae
Exons: 6
Coding region: 1-651 (216 amino acids)
Source: RefSeq, a predicted model, not a curated record